Messenger RNA from Capronia epimyces CBS 606.96, 798 nucleotides. RefSeq lists its product as uncharacterized. Bases 1 to 798 code for a protein of 265 amino acids. NCBI's taxonomy places the organism in Eukaryota, Fungi, Ascomycota, Eurotiomycetes, Chaetothyriales, Herpotrichiellaceae. The record is from RefSeq and is a predicted model, not a curated record. The transcript has a single exon.
AUGGGCCGGACUCUGGAAUACCCUAAAGGACCGCUAAACACGGUGAAGCGUGCUGGCUUGGAACGCGGGAAAUAUGAGUUGGGGCUCGUGCAUUCCAUCAUUCAGACCAGUUUGGUGCUGGAUGUGUCAUUUACGCCUAGUCCGGAGGACGAGUUUCCUGCGAUUCUGCCCAUGAUCGGGGCCAUGGGAUCGUUCGAUAACCCCAGCUCGGGCCUCGAUGAGCCGCUUGAUUGCUACCUCCACGGCUACGUGUCGAACCGGAUGAACAAUCUUGUGCGCAAAGCGCAGAGCGAAGGCAAGCCUGGCCUUCCAGUCUGCAUCGCGGCCAAUCGCGUCGACGGUCUGGUCCUGGCGCUCUCAGGUUUCCACCACUCUAUGAACUACCGCUCUGCCUGCCUGUUCGGCUACGCGAAUGUCGUGACGGACCCGCAAGAGGUCUUGUAUGGCAUGACCAUCAUCACCGACAAGGUCGUCCAGGGUCGGUGGGACAAUACCAGACUACCUCCCACAAAGGCCGAUAUCUCGUCCACAGCGAUUCUCCGGGUCACGAUUAAAACGGGGAGUGGGAAAGUCAGGAACAAAGUACCCGGCGAUGACAAGGAAGAUAUGGAGAAUGAAGAUCUUCUUAACAGAGUCUGGACCGGCUAUGUGCCAGUGACUGAAACACUUGGUGAACCUGUGCCCAGUGCUUACAACAGGGUCAAGGAAGUUCCGGGAUAUCUGGCCAAGCACCGAGAGGAAUACAACGAUGCCAUCACCACAUACUCGGAAGACUUUCUCCAGAAGAUGAAGAACUGA